Histoplasma capsulatum G186AR is the source of this 1887-nucleotide messenger RNA. Its product is annotated as DNA polymerase lambda. The transcript has 4 exons. Gene Ontology annotation, cellular component: nucleus. The record is from RefSeq and is a predicted model, not a curated record. Bases 1 to 1887 code for a protein of 628 amino acids. Gene Ontology annotation, biological process: double-strand break repair via nonhomologous end joining. Gene Ontology annotation, molecular function: DNA binding; DNA-directed DNA polymerase activity. NCBI's taxonomy places the organism in Eukaryota, Fungi, Ascomycota, Eurotiomycetes, Onygenales, Ajellomycetaceae.
AUGGGAUCCGACAAGUCCACAUCUGCGAGAUCUGCAUUUCCGAAAAGGAGAUCAACAGCGGAUGAUGCUGCGGGAAAGCCCUCGAUGUCCAGGAGAAGACGCGAGCCAACCAUCCGGGUUCGUCCGGAACAUCAGCAAAUAUUCAGGGGGAUGGUGUUUUUUUUCAUCCCUAACGACGACAUCUCCCCUGCACGUCGCAUGCGGAUCAACAAAGCACUUGAAUUUGGAGCAUCCCGCUCACCCACCUGGAGUGAUACUGUCACUCAUGUGAUAGCGGAUAAGAUGAUAUCGUUCACUGAUGUGUUGAAGUAUUUGAAGCUAGAUUCUUUUCCGCCUUCAGUCUCUCUGGUAAACGAAUCUUACCCUUCUGAAUGUAUCAACUGCGGGUCUCUUUUGAGUGUGUCUCAUGUUCGCUUCCGUGUCCGUGGAGUUCCGGUUGAUGAUAGAGAAAUCAUCAAAUCAGUUGAAGCGCCUGUAGUGCGCGAUUCACCAAGAGUGAAACCUGUUCGGAGUGGGAAUUAUCUGGAAACCCCCACUCCAUCCCGAUCACCACCAAUCGGCGAAGAGUUUCACGGCCCGCCAGUGCCAUCACUUUUUUCUGAGAGUCAUCGUAAAGAUGAUUGCGAUGGUGCAGUGGAGCAGCUCUCUCACACAGGACCUGACAUUUUAGAUGAGAUGAUUAAACAAACACGCGUAGAAAAGGAACUGCCUUUGGAUCAGUCAGACGAAGAGGAUUUAGACACGGCUUCAAAUAUAGAAGAAGCACAUUCAAACUCUGAUUCGGAAACUGAGAAACGAAAGAAGGCCAGGAAAAAGAAUCGAUCUCAUGAAAUCCCGAAAUGGCAAGAGACUUUUAGUUGUAUGCACAAGCACGAUGGACACACAGACGAGAAUAAUCCCAAUGCUCAAACCAUUGAGAUUUUGCAGAAAAUGUCGGAUUAUUACGACCGUGUUUCAGAUGAAUGGCGCGCACUUGCGUAUCGAAAGGCCAUCAGUAUUCUGCGGAAGCAGAAAGAGAAGAUAGUCACGAAAGAGCAAGCGCUUGCAAUGCCAUUCAUUGGUGAGCGACUUGCCGCCAAAAUCGAAGAGAUCGUCUGGACGAACAGACUUAGACGACUCGAAGAAGCGAGCACCGAGCCACAUGACGUCCUUCUCUCACAAUUCCUCAAUAUUUACGGAGUGGGGUUUACUCAGGCUUCCAAAUGGAUUCAACAAGGUUACCAGUCGCUGGAAGAUCUGAAGGCUAGGGCAUGCCUGACUAAGAACCAGCGAAUUGGUAUUGAACAUUAUGAUGACUUUCUGCAACGAAUUCCGCGCGCAGAGGUGGAAGCACAUGGAGCCAUCGUAAAGGAGUUACUCUUUAAAGUAGAUCCGGCCGUUAAAGUCAUAAUAGGAGGGUCUUAUAGACGUGGCGCAGCGAGCAGUGGUGAUAUAGAUCUCAUUAUUACCAAGGACGGUGCUUCACAGGCGGAUAUUUGCGCUCUGAUGACAGAUGUAGUUAUCCCGGCCUUGUUUCAGCAAAAUUACCUGCAAGCUAGUCUUGCAGUGGGUAACCGAGGGGAGAGUUCGAAGUGGCAUGGGACAUGUGCACUACCGCGAAGCAAAAGCCCCGUCUGGCGCCGAAUUGAUUUUCUGUAUGUGCCAGGGGAUGAGAUAGGCGCGGCGCUUAUUUAUUUCACCGGGAACGAGGUUUUUAACCGGAGUCUGCGGUUGUUGGCAAGUAAGAAGGGUAUGUGCUUGAAUCAGCGGGGUUUGUUCGCUGGUAUACUGCGAAGGGAGAACCGGGUGAAGUUGAACCGUGGACAUCUUCUUGAGAGUCGAGAUGAGAAGAGGAUCUUCGAGAUACUGGGUGUGCCGUGGCGUCCGCCCAACCACCGUAUCUGCUAG